Molecule: messenger RNA, 579 nt
Organism: Quercus lobata
Lineage: Eukaryota; Viridiplantae; Streptophyta; Magnoliopsida; Fagales; Fagaceae
Product: MLP-like protein 28
Exons: 2
Coding region: 1-456 (151 amino acids)
Biological process (GO): defense response
Source: RefSeq, a predicted model, not a curated record
AUGUCUCUGAAGGGUAAGGUGGGGACUGAAAUAGAAAUAAAAUCACCUCCAGAGAAGUACUAUAACAUCUUUAAGGGCCAAGCCUACCAUGUUCCCAACGCCGCUCCUGACCAUAUUCAGGGGGUUGACGUUCAUGAAGGUGAUUGGGAGACACAUGGCUCUGUCAAGAUCUGGAAAUAUACACUGGAGGGGAAAUCCGGCCUGGUCUUCAAGGAGAAGGUUGAAUAUGAUGAUGCAAAUAGGUCAGCAACCCUUAUUGGUGUUGAUGGAGAUAUCAUGCAGGAAUACAAGACCUUUAAGGCCACCUAUCAGGUUGUUCCGAAGGGUACUGGAAGCUUGGCCAAAUUGAACAUUGAAUAUGAGAAACUUAGGGAGGAUGUGCCAGCUCCAGAUAAGUACAUCACUCUGAUGGUUAAUAUCACCAAAGGUAUCGAUGAGCACAUUACUAAGGCAUAAUUGAAAGGAUGUAUCGGCCUCUAGUGCUUGUAUAAAAUAAGCAUAAGGCUCGCAGUUGUAUUUAACCAAGCAUGUAUAACUAUGUUUUGGGAUCAGAUCUCUCUAAUGAAGUACCUAUGGUUU